AAGCCGUACGAUGCAAAAAGUUAUGUGUUUGGUUGUAUACACGAAUUUUUACGUAUAACGAUGGUCCUUUCCGCAUACGUCGGAACUGAUUGUUUAUUGGCUUCUACCGGUUUUCAUUUGACCGGCCAAUUGGCUAUUUUGAAGUGUAGAAUGAAGGAAAUUUUAAAGGAUACCGAUGGUUCUCGGCAAGGAAUUCAUAAAAUGAUUCUUCGACAUCAUCGUUUAAUAAGAUUAGCUGAAAUAUUAGAAGACAGUUUUAACAUCGUCAUUUGUCAACAAUUGUUAGGUACAACGAUUCAAAUUUGUAUAUCGAGCUAUCAAAUACUCUCCAGUUUAGCGGUAUUAGAAGGAAUCGGUAUAUUAACGUUCGCUAUAUACGUUUUCGUUUUGUCGAGCACAAUAUUCACUUAUUGUUACAUCGGUGAAUGUCUCAUCGAGGAAAGCACGAACUUGUGCGAUGCGUUAUAUCAUUGCGACUGGUACGAGCUAUCGACGAUCGAUGUGAAAUCCAUUUAUAUUUGCAUGAUCCGUGCUAGAAAACCACUGCAAUUGACUUGUGCGAAAUUUUGCGUUGUGUCCUUGCGCACUUUUACCGAUUUAAUGAAGACAUCAAUGGCAUACUUAUCAGUAUUGCGAACAUUUAUGUAAACUGAUUUGUGAAUUAGUCUGGAAUAAUUAUUAUUGGAGUAUUAUUACUAACAUUUUGAUAAAAAUUUGAAACGUACCGCAUGUGAUAAAUGUGCAUAGCAUGAUGUUAUUUAGAUAAGUAUUGAUAAGAUAA
Messenger RNA from Vespula pensylvanica (western yellowjacket), 781 nucleotides. Its product is annotated as odorant receptor 13a-like. Bases 61 to 648 code for a protein of 195 amino acids. The transcript is spliced from 5 exons. Gene Ontology annotation, biological process: detection of chemical stimulus involved in sensory perception of smell; sensory perception of smell. Gene Ontology annotation, cellular component: plasma membrane. The record is from RefSeq and is a predicted model, not a curated record. Gene Ontology annotation, molecular function: odorant binding; olfactory receptor activity. Lineage: Eukaryota; Metazoa; Arthropoda; Insecta; Hymenoptera; Vespidae.